AUGUUUCGGGGGUUGCUCGAAUCGCAGCUUAGGCAGGAGUUCCCGAAACUCGUCCAAGAUCCAAAGGUAAAAGCUAUCGUGGUUACCGGCAGCGGCUCGAUGUUCUCGGGUGGUGCUGAGAUCACCGAGUUUGCCAUGAUGGUGGCAAUGGGUGAGGCCGAGAUGAGGAAGAACAACCCCGUGGCGGCCCUGAGCGAGAUGAUGGACACGAUCGAUGCCUCGCCCAAGACCGUGGUAGCAGCUCUCAACGGUCCAGCCUUGGGUGGUGGCUGCGAGGUGAGCUUGGCCUGCCACUACCGCGUUGCCGCGCCGAAGGCAUCCGUUGGCUUUCCGGAGGUGAACCUGGGCUUGCUGCCGGGUGCACAAGGCACUCAGCGGCUUCCUCGCGUGGCCGCCCUCCCUGUGGCGCUGCCGAUGAUCUUGCAGGGCCGUCCCAUGAAUGCGGAAGCCGCAAAGAAGAACGGCAUCAUCGAUGUGGUCGCCAAGGGAGAUGCUGCAGAGUUUGCGCUGACGCAUCCACCAGCCCCUAUCUCCAAGCGAGAGGUGCCCAAGACCAACCGUUUCAUGGUGGCAGCCGGAGGUUUGGAGCAGGCAUUGAACACGGCCUUCAAUGCGCAGCCUUUGAUGGUCGCGCCUGGUGGUAUCAUCAAGUGUUUCGAGGCUGCCUGUUCGGGCAAGAGCUUCAGAGAGGGCGUGGCAGUCGAGAUGGAGGAGUUCACACACCUCUUCCUGGCGGAGCGCAUGGCACAGAAAGUGCCCGGCGUCAAUGAGAAGCCAGCUCCGCUGAAGAAGAUUGGCAUUCUGGGUGCAGGACUUAUGGGAGGUGGCAUCGCCAUGUGCUUCGUGCAGAAGGGAGUUCCGGUUGUCUUGAAGGAUGCGAAGCAGGAGUGGCUGGAUGAUGGCAUGAAGAAGAUCCAGGGACUCUGGGGUGGUCAGGCCAAGCGGGGCCGAUUGAGCCAGGACAAGUACAAGCAGUACAUGAGCCUUCUGAAGCCGACGCUCGACUAUGCCGACUUCAAGGAUGUGGACAUGGUCAUCGAGGCGGUGCCAGAAAUCAUGGACCUGAAGAAGGAGGUGUUCCUCGACAUUGAGAGAAACACCAAGCCGGAUGCUCUGAUCUGCACCAACACGAGCGGGCUGAACAUCGAUGA
This is a messenger RNA of Symbiodinium necroappetens, 1151 nucleotides long. Lineage: Eukaryota; Dinophyceae; Suessiales; Symbiodiniaceae. The record is from the annotation of a GenBank genome assembly.